Durio zibethinus is the source of this 1117-nucleotide messenger RNA. Its product is annotated as stearoyl-[acyl-carrier-protein] 9-desaturase, chloroplastic-like. Gene Ontology annotation, biological process: defense response; fatty acid metabolic process. The record is from RefSeq and is a predicted model, not a curated record. Gene Ontology annotation, cellular component: chloroplast stroma. Gene Ontology annotation, molecular function: stearoyl-CoA 9-desaturase activity; stearoyl-[ACP] desaturase activity. NCBI's taxonomy places the organism in Eukaryota, Viridiplantae, Streptophyta, Magnoliopsida, Malvales, Malvaceae.
UCCACUUGUGACUAUAUAAUCAUGAGUUCUUGACCAUUGGGAGCAUUCUUUCCCUACACCAAAUAAACAUUUUUUUCUUCCUUGCCAAGAAGAAACUUUGGCGAAUGCAUUAAAAAUGAUAGAUCAGGUUGAGAAUCACAAAAAGCGUUUCAUGCCUCGUCAGAAGGUGCAUGUUGAGGUCAAACAUACAAUGCCACCGCAGAAGAUUGAGAUAUUCAAAUCCUUGGAGGAAUGGGCUGAGAACAACCUUCUAAUCCAUCUCAAACCAGUUGAGAAAUGUUGGCAACCCCAAGAUUUUCUUCCAGAUCCCACAUCCUCUGAUGAAUUUGAUGAGCAAUUCAAAGAACUAAGGGAAAGGACAAAGGAGAUUCCUGAUGAUUACUUUGUUGUUUUGGUUGGUGAUAUGAUCACAGAAGAAGCCCUUCCAACUUACCAAUCAUUUCUUAAUUCUUUAGAUGGAGUUCGUGAUGAAAUAUGUGCUAGCCUUACUUCAUGGUCAAUUUGCACAAGGGCAUGAACGGCUGAAGAAAACAGGCAUGGUGAAUAAAAAGACUAAAAAUGAGUAAUAUUAGUCAGUUGAACUGAAUAACAGUGUAGAAGAAUUAAUCUGUUCAGGAUUUCAAGGUUUAAGGAUUUAUGACAAAUAUCGUUGUGCGAAGUUAUUGGUUAUGCAAGUCUGGUCAAUAUUUGGUCACUUUCCCCUCUGCUUUUCCGCCUGCUGGUGUUAAUAUAUUGUUAAUAGACAUAAUUCCCCAUGGAAGCCUUAUAGGCAGAAAUGUAAAAAGCCAUUUGAUGUGAACAACUUUUAAAUGGGCUCUAGUAAUAACUGAAGUUUGCUUGGGUCAAAAGUUAAUUGCGUCAAUAUUUGAUAAUCCAACUUGAUUAUCUUGAAACUUCUAAUGCAGGCAAGGAGAAGUUUUAGAGCUUUGAAAGGCCUUGUGAGGCUUCAAGGAGCUGUGAGAGGUCAGAAUGUGAAACGCCAAACUAUGAAUGCCAUGAAGUAUAUGCAGCUUUUGGUGCGAGUUCAGUCUCAGAUUCAGUCACGCAGGAUCCAGAUGUUAGAAAACCAAGCACGACGGCAGGCUCAGUUCAAGAAUGAUAAGGAAGUGGAGAGUAC